Durio zibethinus is the source of this 3187-nucleotide messenger RNA. Its product is annotated as TORTIFOLIA1-like protein 4. Gene Ontology annotation, cellular component: microtubule. Lineage: Eukaryota; Viridiplantae; Streptophyta; Magnoliopsida; Malvales; Malvaceae. Gene Ontology annotation, molecular function: microtubule binding. The record is from RefSeq and is a predicted model, not a curated record.
GAAAGGGUGGCCUCUCUUACUUCCCUCUCAACGUUUAAAAGGGCGCUACAACCUUCCAUUACUAUAACUAACACCCCCAUUUCCUAAGACCUCCGAAUUUCACCGCCAAUUCUCUUCCGCUACAUCCAUCGCAAAUUCAACCUAAAAUAUAUCUGAAUAGACAUAGAAAAAGUCAUAACUUACCGAUAAAAAACAAUGUCUUUCAAGAACCGAUCACCGCCGAGUCCUCAACCGCAAACGCAACCGCAACCGCAGGAUCUCAAACAACGAGUUAUUACCUGCCUAAACAAACUCUCCGACCGCGACACUCUCGCCCUUGCUUCUGCUGAGCUCGAGUCCAUCGCUCGAAACCUAACAGUCGAUUCCAUCUCUCCGUUCCUUAACUGCCUCCACAACACCGACUCUUCGUCCAAGUCUCCUGUUCGGAGACAAUGCGUAAGCCUUUUGACUUUGCUGUCUCAUUCGCACGGUAACACUCUGUCUCCUCAUCUUUCUAAGAUGGUUUCUACCCUUGCACGCCGCCUCCGCGAUCCUGACUCCGCCGUCCGAUCCGCUUGUGUCGAGGCAACCACCGCCAUGUCGUCUCACAUCACGAAACCUCCGUUUUCGGUUUUGUCGAAGCCUUUGAUCGAAAUGCUCGUUCUGGAGCAAGACGUGAACUCACAGAUCGGAGCCGCGAUGUGUUUGGCCGCGGCGAUCGAGGCGGCACCGGAUCCCGAGACGGAGCAGCUUAGGAAGCUGUUGCCAAAGUUAGGGAAGUUAGUGAGGAACGAAAGUUUCAAGGCGAAAGCAGCGGUGUUUGGAGUUAUAGGAAGUGUCGCUAGUGUUGGUGGUGCCGGAAGUAAAGGGGUUUUGGAUUGGUUAGUGCCCUGUGCGGUGGAGUCUUUGAGCAGCGAAGAUUGGGGAACGAGAAAGGCGGCAGCGGAGGCGUUAGGGAAAGUGGCGAUGGCGGAGAAAGAGCUGGCAACGGAGUACAAAGCGGCGUGUCUGGCUGCUCUUGGACAUAAGAGGUUUGAUAAGGUAAAAAUUGUCCGAGAAACUAUGAAUCGUAGUUUGGGUUUAUGGAAGGAAGUUCCUGGAGUUUGUGAGGAAACCUCAGCUCCUUCUCAUUCCGACUCAUCUUCAACAGAUAAUGGUAGCGUUGGAUGCUUCCCUUCAGUUAAAAAAAGUUUCAAUGAUGUUGGUUUUAGAACUCCCCAAUCAAAGAAAGUAGUCCCCACGGGCAGGUCCCCUCCAUCUGAUGCUUCGACCGUGUCCACUGCCAAGAAAGAGACUCCUCUGAAGAGUGAUAAUAGGCAUGUGAACACAUCGAUUUUUGGUAGGCUGGACCGCACAAAAACCAAUGAUUGGAAGAUUGAAAUUGCUGAGCCAAAGUCUUUGUUUUAUAAAGCCUUUGAUAAUAUCAAGAAGAGUGGCCUUGGAGUCCUGGAAUCAAGAGAAAUUGGGGACAGUGAAAAUUCUAGGCUGGAAGCAGAACGUGAACUCAUUGGUAAGGUCCGUGAUGAAAAAGUGCAGAAAUUUGGAGUUUUGAGAUCUGGGUAUCGAAUGGUUCCAUUUUAUGAUGAGAACUUAGAUGUUGACGACAAAAAUGCAGCUUUAGAAGUUGAUGAGAACCCCAAAGACAUCGAGGAUCUGUCUCUGAUACGUGAACAACUUGCUCAGAUUGAAGACCAGCAAUCCAAUCUGUUAAACCUCCUGCAGAAAUUCAUUGGGAGCUCCCAAAGUGGGAUCAAUUCUCUGGAGACCCGUGUAAAUGGCCUGGAGAUGGCUCUGGAUGAAAUAUCUUAUGAUUUGGCUGUUUCAAGUGGAAGGAUUCCAAAGACAGAUUCUCCAGAUAAUACAUGUUGCAAGCUGCCUGGUACUGAAUUUUUGAGUCCCAAGUUCUGGAGGAAAACUGAAGGUCGGUUUUCUACUUCAAGGUUAUCUUCUUCUGGGCGCAUGCUUUCCCUAAAUGCAGUACAUAACACACCUGAUAAAGAUUCAGGUGCUGAAACGUAUAAGCCAGCAGUCAGCCAAAGAUAUCAGCGUCGAGGUUGGGGUGGAUUUGUUAUGAACCCAGUGGCAGAUGCCUGCAGUGACAUAAGAGAGAAUUCAGGGUUCUUCUCAAAUAGAAUAUCAAAGAAUACCAUUCAAAAUGCUGAGAGGGUUCAGGUUGGCAAUGCUAGUGGUUUGAUAUAUAGCACCUACGAACCUUAGCCGCAGGUAAUGGAAUUUCACUAUCUUCAGCUUAACUUGAAUGGAACUUGGGCUGUUUCAAGAACCAGCUUAAUCUAGCAGACAAGUUCCUUGGAUAAUCAAGCUUGAAGAAGAAAUGAUUAUAAUGAAAGCAAGUCGUAGAUCAAUUUAUGAUGUAGAGAUGCAGCCGUUUAACUUGUUACACGAGAUUGUAGGUUUUCCUUAUAAAUUCAUUAGUAAUUAUUAACAGCAAUACUAGAGCAAGGUUUUGCAUAUACGGUGUUUUCCACAGAAUCCUUCCCUGCAUUACUGAUAUUUUUGCAAUAGAGACCCCGCCUGUCUAUAGGGUCUUUGUUUAUCUCUUUUCAGCUUUGUCAUUAUUAGUUUAUUGCAUUUGCAUAUAAAUUUUCAUAUUCUUAUGCGAUGCAUUUUUCAUCUAGGAAGAAAAAGGAUUCACUGAGAUAUGGUCUUAAACUGUUUUGGUAGAUCGAACUGCUACAUGGCAUAGGCCCCAAAUCAAGCAUCUUUUUUUUUUUUUAAUUUGGAGGAAGCGAGAUUUGAAUCUUUGCUCUUUGAUUUUCUAGAUUAGGCAAUCAUGCAUCAUCUAAUUGAGUUAAAUAUUUGAGUGCAAUUCAAGCAAAUUUUAUAGCCGGCCAGAUAAAGCUGGUUCUGAGGAGACCCACGUAUCAGGCUUGGGAGGCUUUGGAAUAAAGGAGGCCAAGGCCAUGCAUUUGGCAAACAUUUACAUCUGGACUGUCAAUAUUUCACAGUUCCUUUCUAGUUUCUGCUAUAAAAAGGCAUUUUGACGAGUACGAGAGUUUCCGUUGGGCUUAAUACUGGACUGCUUUCUUUGAGUACCUGAGUUUCUAAUGUUAUAUUUCCAGCAUACAACAACGUUCAUUUAACUUUAUUGGACCAUAGCAGGAACCCUGACUUAACUGAGUCAGAGUCUGAAGUCUCCGACCACACUCCUUUGACAUUUAUUGCCUGGGCUUUCUCAUCAUUUUUAUUU